Camelus dromedarius (Arabian camel) is the source of this 682-nucleotide messenger RNA. RefSeq names its product glutathione S-transferase A4. Gene Ontology annotation, molecular function: glutathione transferase activity. Bases 59 to 682 code for a protein of 207 amino acids. NCBI's taxonomy places the organism in Eukaryota, Metazoa, Chordata, Mammalia, Artiodactyla, Camelidae. Gene Ontology annotation, biological process: glutathione metabolic process. The record is from RefSeq and is a predicted model, not a curated record. The transcript has 6 exons.
CAAGCCAGGAGUCAUAGCAGCCAAACCCAAGCUCUGCUACUUCUGUGGCCGGUGCAGAAUGGAGUCGAUCCACUGGUUGCUGGCUGCAGCUGGCGUGGAGUUUGAAGAAGAAUUUCUUGAAACAAGAGAGCAAUAUGAGAAGUUGCAGAAGGAUGGACAUCUGCUUUUCGGCCAAGUACCUCUGGUUGAAAUUGAUGGAAUGGUGCUGACGCAGACGAGGGCCAUUCUCAGCUACCUCGCUGCCAAGUACAACUUGCGCGGGAAGGACCUGAAGGAGGCAGUCAGGAUCGACAUGUACGCAGACGGCACCUUGGACCUCAUGAUGAUGAUCGCGCAGGCUGUGUUCAAACCCCCCGAGGAAAAAGAGGAGGACCUUGCUUUAGUCGUCCAGAAAGCGAAAACUCGGUACUUCCCCGUCUUUGAAAAGAUUCUGAAAGACCAUGGAGAGGAUUUUCUAGUUGGCAACACAUUCAGCUGGGCAGACAUACAGCUGUUGGAAGCUAUUUUAAUGGUGGAAGAACUCAAUGCUUCUGUUCUUUCUGACUUCCCUCUGCUAAAGGCAUUUAAAACAAGAAUCAGCAACAUGCCUACAAUUAAGAAGUUCCUGCAGCCUGGGAGACAGAGGCAGCCGCCCCCAGAUGGCCGUUACGUUGAAGUCGUCAGGAACGUCUUGCAGUUGUAA